AUGGAUCCACAGAGCCGGGCACUCGGGGAUACACCGGGACACUGUGCUAUGGGGGCGGCCGGCAAUUGGUGGAGAAAAGGGGGCGUGUCCUCACGAGCCUUUUCAGGUCAUCUGCUUCCUCAUUGGCUGCAGGAUUUGGCGCUGAAAACCGGAUUUGGAUUCAGCCAAUCACAGAGGAGCUCCCCCUGCGCCACCCGGGUAUAAGAGGUGACGGGCGGAGCGGGGCUGUCAGUCUCAUCUGUACAGAGCAGAGAACGAUGUCUGGACGCGGCAAACAAGGAGGCAAAGUGCGGGCUAAGGCCAAGACCCGCUCAUCCCGGGCAGGGCUCCAGUUCCCGGUCGGCCGUGUGCACAGGCUCCUCCGCAAGGGCAACUACGCCCAGAGGGUGGGCGCCGGCGCUCCCGUCUACUUGGCCGCUGUGCUCGAGUAUCUCACCGCCGAGAUCCUGGAGCUGGCCGGCAAUGCCGCCCGCGACAACAAGAAGACCCGCAUCAUCCCCCGUCACCUGCAGCUGGCCGUGCGCAACGACGAGGAGCUCAACAAGCUGCUGGGCGGCGUCACCAUCGCCCAGGGAGGCGUCCUGCCCAACAUCCAGGCCGUGCUGCUGCCCAAGAAGACCGAGAGCAGCAAGCCGGCCAAGAGCAAGUGAGCCCGGCUCUGCCCCGCCCCGAACCAAAGGCUCUUCUAAGAGCCGCCCACAUGGUCUGUACGACUGAGCUGGCGAUGCCGCUGAUCUCCGCUGUGGAGGCGUCACACAGGGGCACUUACCGCUCCUGACCAGAGAUGGGAAGUUUUACAUGAAUGGAGUCUUUGGCUUCAGUUGCUGACUCGGGCUGACCAGUGACCCGGAGCCGGAUAGGUAAUAAGUGUUAGACCAGUGGUGCCCUGACGGAGGACUAGAGGGGGAGCUGGGGGCACUGGUCUGGGCAUUAUACUGAGUGGGGGGCACUGCUGGAGGCGUCCUAUUAUAUGGACAGCACUGGGAGGGCUUUAUACCGCUGCAGCCUGCUCCUAGACUCCGUGUGCUGCUCUAGUGACUCAGAGAAUAGGAGGAGUCUAUAAGUCAGUAGGAUGAUGGGAUUCUUAGC
This is a messenger RNA of Bufo gargarizans (Asiatic toad), 1089 nucleotides long. Its product is annotated as histone H2A type 1-like. The coding region runs from base 258 to 650 and encodes 130 amino acids. The record is from RefSeq and is a predicted model, not a curated record. NCBI's taxonomy places the organism in Eukaryota, Metazoa, Chordata, Amphibia, Anura, Bufonidae. The transcript has a single exon. Gene Ontology annotation, molecular function: DNA binding; protein heterodimerization activity; structural constituent of chromatin. Gene Ontology annotation, cellular component: nucleosome.